AUGCUGGCCUUUGUUGGCGCUGUACUGUCUGUGCCAAUGGUCGGAAGCGCAUUCAUCGCCAAGGGAUUGAAGGGACGAGACCUUUUGAAGCCCAAUGGCCGUACAUCUGGGCCUUGGAUCCCAGAGUGCCUCGGUCUCCCUCUCGCUGCAAUCUAUUUGGGUCUCAUGAUGAUGUUCAUCCCGUUUCCAUUCUCGCACAUGUUCCACACCUCAAGUAGCCUCAGCAUCGGACGCGAGACCUUCCCCCAGGGAGAGCUUACUCUCUACAUGACAUCCCUCCUGUCGCUUCUGACAGCUACCCUUCUAGGGUUUAUCGAUGACCUGUUCGAUAUUCGUUGGAGACACAAACUCCCAAUCCCACUCAUCGCUGCCAUUCCUACCUUGAUGGUGUACUAUUCAGAGGGAGGAUGGACAUGGGUGGUUCUCCCAGCCAGCCUGGGUAAGCUCCUCAGUACUUUGGGGCUUCCCGGAUGGGAGGGCACCAAAUCAGUGGACUUGGGUUUCCUCUACUAUGUCUAUUUGGCGUUACUCCCCACAUUCACCACCAACUCGAUCAACAUUCUCGCUGGCGUCAACGGUGUCGAGACCAUCCAAGCACUUAUCAUCGCACUCUCUGUGGCUUUCAAUGACCUUCUCUUUCUCCCCAUUUGGCCAGACUGGCUCCUUGAAGCCCUUCAUAUUGGAAAUGCCGAGGAGGGACGCAUUCUGUCGUGGGCCGCGGGUGAGGUCGUCAAGCGACAUCUCAUGAGCCUGUACUUCAUGCUCCCUCUCAUUGGCGUCUGCGCAGGCUUUUUGACCCACAACUGGUACCCUGCCAAAGCUUUCCCGGGCGACACUCUGUGCUACUUCACCGGCAUGGCAUUCUCUGCCGUUGCGAUUCAAGGCCACUUUCCAAAGACGAUGAUCUUGUUCUUCCUCCCCCAAAUAUUCAACUUUGUGCUGUCUUGCCCACAACUCUUUGGUCUUGUUGAAUGUCCACGUCACCGUCUCCCACACUUUGACGCCUCCACUGGGCUUUUGCAACCAUCGUUGACCGUCUUCAAGGAGCCCCCUCCCUUCAAGACGAAAAUCGCGCUCGAGGUCAUGGAGGUUUUUGGCCUGACAAGGCUGGAGCGAGGCUCUCCAGACAGCGGAGCCCAAACGAAGACAGAAACAAACGGACGCAAGACUGACGGGUCCUCAACAGCACCGCCAGUUCGCAUUGUUUCGGCAACCAACCUCACCAUUUUGAACCUCAUUCUGGUGCAUCUCGGCCCGCUUCACGAGCAGUCUCUUUGCUUCGUGAUGGCGACAGUACAGCUGUUGAGCAGCAUGUUGGCCUUUACUAUUCGAUAUGGCGUGGGCUCGCUGGUUUAUGGUGGCGACCGCAGAUAA
This is a messenger RNA of Apiotrichum porosum, 1374 nucleotides long. RefSeq names its product tunicamycin resistance protein (gene ALG7). Bases 1 to 1374 code for a protein of 457 amino acids. Gene Ontology annotation, cellular component: membrane. NCBI's taxonomy places the organism in Eukaryota, Fungi, Basidiomycota, Tremellomycetes, Trichosporonales, Trichosporonaceae. The record is from RefSeq and is a predicted model, not a curated record. Gene Ontology annotation, molecular function: UDP-N-acetylglucosamine-dolichyl-phosphate N-acetylglucosaminephosphotransferase activity. Gene Ontology annotation, biological process: dolichol-linked oligosaccharide biosynthetic process; protein N-linked glycosylation. The transcript has 6 exons.